This is a messenger RNA of Apis florea (little honeybee), 1306 nucleotides long. Its product is annotated as protein YIPF1. Gene Ontology annotation, molecular function: small GTPase binding. The record is from RefSeq and is a predicted model, not a curated record. Gene Ontology annotation, cellular component: Golgi apparatus; membrane. Gene Ontology annotation, biological process: vesicle-mediated transport. Lineage: Eukaryota; Metazoa; Arthropoda; Insecta; Hymenoptera; Apidae.
AAAUAUUAAUUGAUAUUUAAUUUCGAUUGGUUGGUUAUUAGUUACGUGUACGUAUAUAUCUUUUUUACAAUAUGUAUGCUGCGCCCAUGUCAAACGGAUAGGAAAAAACAACACAAAAUAAAUAACUAUGGAUGGAAAUCAAUCAAAAGCAAGUGAUUCACAAUUUAUUUCAUUUCAAGACUUUCCUUCAAUAAAUCAUGAAGGAAAUAUUACUCAAGCACAAUUGGAUAUUAACACAACCACUCAUCAAGGUUUUAAUAACCUCUCAAGUGACACUUCAGGCAUUGGUAUUAUUGAAGAUCUUCAGGGAAUGCCUGAUAAAAAUGAAGCCAAUUCAUCACCAAAUUUUUGGACAAUAGAGUAUUAUCAAAAGUUCUUUAAUGUAAAGACAAAUGAUGUGAUAGAAAGAAUUAAAAGAUCUAUGUUUCCACAUGGUAGUGAAAAUUAUUUGAUAUCCCAUAUUAGACCAAAUCCAGAUCUUUAUGGUCCCUUUUGGAUUUGUGUUACACUAAUAUUUUCUAUUGCCAUUAGUGGAAAUCUGGCUGAUUAUUUACAAACAGCUAAUUCAACUAAAUAUCAUUGGAGGUAUGAAUUUCAUAUUGUAUCUUAUGCUGCAACUUGUAUAUUUUUAUAUGCAUGGUUAUUACCACUUACUUUGUGGGGAGCUCUAAAAUGGACUACAAGCACAAGAGAUACAGAAGAGGAAUUAAUUGAGUCUUAUGCAACCCCUGGUCUUCUAGAACUUAUAUGCCUUUAUGGUUAUUCUUUGGCUAUUUAUAUUCCUGUAGCUUUUUUUUGGACAAUUCAAAUUGAAUGGCUGCAAUGGAGUUUAGUUGUAGUAGCAACUUUUUUAUCUGGAGGGGUGUUACUAAGGUCUUUGUUGCCUUUAAUAACAGGCAGGUAUAGGAUAAUGUAUAUUAUAAUAAUCCUUGGUAUGCACCUUCUAUUGGCAAUAGGAUUUAUGCGAUACUUUUUUCAUAUACCAUCAAAGACUUCAAUUGUGGAACAUACAACACAAAUACAAACAGAAAUUAUAGGAAAUCAAGGUGCAAAUAAUCAUUCUGGCUAAUAAUAUUUCAAUUUGUUAUAUGUCAACAAUGGUGGAUUUGAAAGCAUCUAUAUUUUAUAAUAAGUUGCUGAUAAUAUUGGCAAGCACAUUUAUUCCAAUAAAUACCGACUGAUAAAAAAUGGAAUGAUAAAAUCGCACAUAUUCGUUGAAAGUUAAUUCCGUCUUUGUGCAUGUAGAUGUAGUAUUUAUACUAUACCUGUGAGCAAAAAAUAAUGAAAAUAACUAAAAUUUAUCACA